UAGCUCGCAAUAUGCGCACCUUUAUAAUAAUCCUAGGUCUCCUGGCCAUGGUUGCUGCUGACGGUGUUCACAAUCACAACCAUGGAGCAGGAGCUUCCCGUGCUGGUAGAGGUAGAUUUCAACAGAGGCCAGUAGCAAGUGCUCCAGCUGGUCGCAGAGGACGUCAGCAAGGAAGACGAGGCCGUCAAGAAGGAGGAGCAGCAGCAAGCUAUGCUGCUCCUGCUGAUGAUGCAUAUGGUGCUCCUGCUGAUGAUUCAUAUGGCUCUCCUGCUUAUGAUGACAAUACUGCACCUGUUGAUGCCUACGGCGCGCCCGCUGACGAGACUUCUUAUGAUGACUAUACUGCACCAGCUGCUGAUGCUUAUGGAGCCCCUGCUGAUGAUGCUUAUGGAGCACCUGCUGGUGAUGAGUAUGAUUAUGAAACCCCAGCUGCAGAUGCCUAUGGUGCUCCUGCUGAUGACUCUUAUGGGGCCCCUGCUGAUGAGUAUGAUUAUGAUGCCCCAGCUGCACCUGCUAAUGAUGCCUAUGGCGCACCUGCUGAUGAUGCUUAUGGCGCCCCAGCAGCUGAUGACUAUGAGACAUCUGAAUAUACUGCACCUGCUGCUGAUGCUUAUGGUGCCCCUGCUGGUGAUGAGUAUGAUUAUGAAACCCCAGCUGCAGAUGCCUAUGGUGCUCCUGCUGAUGAUUCUUAUGGUGCCCCUGCUGAUGAGUAUGAUUAUGAUGCCCCAGCUGCAGAUGCUUAUGGGGCCCCUGCUGACGUCAAUAUCCCUCUUGAUGCAUAUGCCGCUACCGAAGCCCCUGCUGCUGGAUAUGAGGCUGAUAGAGCCGCAAGAAACAGGGGAGGGUUCUCUAGAGGAGGAAAUCGUAAUCAGAAUACUAGAGCAGGCAAGGCACUCCGUCCUAACCAAAGGCAGUCUGCAGCCAGACCAGCUCCAGCACAGAGGAGGCCUGCAGCUAGACAGCCAGCCCAGCAGCCCAGAGCAUCUAGAGGACGCAGUUUGAUUCCUGUACCAGUUCCUCACAGAGGGCCUGCUAGGAACCGUCUGAUUGCACAGUAGUGGCUUUCAACUAAGAAGAAACCAAGAAUGCCAAUUAUGUAUUAAUUUAUUUAUUUAUUGCCACUGCGCUGUUUACAUACUGUAUAAAGAUUACACAUUAUUAUUUGAAAAUAAAUCACAAUCUACGCCUAA
Molecule: messenger RNA, 1190 nt
Organism: Eurytemora carolleeae
Lineage: Eukaryota; Metazoa; Arthropoda; Copepoda; Calanoida; Temoridae
Product: pro-resilin
Exons: 2
Coding region: 12-1058 (348 amino acids)
Biological process (GO): positive regulation of transcription by RNA polymerase II
Cellular component (GO): RNA polymerase II transcription regulator complex
Molecular function (GO): transcription coactivator activity
Source: RefSeq, a predicted model, not a curated record